CGCAGGUUUGCGAAUGUUAACUUGGAGUGAAGUGGUGGUAUUUAGAUUUGUUUUAUCAAGUUAUCUAAAGGCUGAAUAUUAGACUUCCUCUGUUUAAUUUUCGAUUAUUGAUGACUUCUUCAGUGAUAAAUGGGUGAAAAAAAGACUUGGUCGACUAGCAGGGCAGUUAGGGAGGCACCGGUACUCGAUCAAACUUCCAAGACUCCCUACCCUUUUUCUGAAACGUUAGAGCAAUGCAGUCCUGCUGAAUCGUACUCCAGAGGCCAUAAAAGAACGAAAAUAUUCGAUACCAGCAGCAUGUCUUGGACUGCAAAGUUGCAUUCUGAAACCAAAUCCAAGGAUGGAAAGACUUCUGUUGAUGUUUCUGAUCCAUUUGUUUUGCCCAAUUGGUUGGAAGGUUUGGACAGUGGCAAAUAUGGAAGUGUUUCCAAAGAUAUUAAUGGUCUUCUUGCUCGAAAGAUGCAAUUGUCAAAACCUCAAUUUUCUGAAACCAAAUGUAAGGAUGGAAAGACAAAGACUUCAGAAGUUGUUGGUGUUUCUGAUCCAUUUUCUCUGCACAAUUGGUCGGAAGGUUUGGACAGUGGCAAAUAUGGAAGUGUUUCCAAAGAUAUCGAGGAACUUGUUGCUCGAAAGAUGCAAUUGUUAAAUCCUCUACUUGCAAGAUAUCCUCUUCUACAAAGAUCUGGUUUAGAUGCUGGUGGUUUUUGUAAGGGCCAACCUGGAGAGGUUUGCAAGUCGUUGAAUCAGCAAUCCAUUCACUCGGCCUCAGCCUUGUGUAAUAUUAUUGAUUUGGAAGACUGCACAGAAAACGAUGUUCCUGUGUGUGAAGAUUCAAUACCAUUUUAUGAAAAUGGUGGUGAAAGUAAGGUACAUGCACAUGGCGGCUCUAUAGAGCACGAGCAAACCGAUCUGCUUGAGUACCUCCAGAGUCAUUCUGAUCUGCCAAUUGUAAUUGUUGAUUCAGAUGAAGAAGAUGGAGACAGUAUCAGGGCCAGACAUGCUACCAGUUCAAAAUUUGUCACUUCUAAUUUUGAAAUUCCAUUAGAAUCUCAAAAGAAUGAUCUUGAUGAUGUGAAAAAUGGAGUAGCUAUGAUGGCUGAUACCAGAUCAUUGUUGCCUGAUGUUCAGUGUCAACAAGCAAAUGUUGAAGCAAAGGUUGUCUUGAGGAAGCCAGUUGAAGAAAAACCAAUCAGGAAUCUCUGUGUGAGAGAAUAUGGAGAGGAAAACAGUUCAAAAGGAGAAGAGAAAAGGUCUGGUGGUGAACAAGUUCCCAGAAAAGAACAAGGUGGAUAUGUUGGUGUUCAGGGUGAUACAGUAACUGAGAAUGGUGAACAAGUUUCCAGAAAAGAACAAGGUGUAUAUAUUGGUGUUCAGGGUGAUACAAUAAGUGAGAAAAGCAAUCAUCAAAGUGAUGAAGACGAUGGUCUUGGGGAUGUCUGGAGAGAAAUGACACUUGCAUUGGAAUGUUCCAAGGAUGCUGCUCCUGAGAGGUCAGAUUUUGAAAACACUGAAGGGAGAGGAGGUGAAGAAUGCGAUCAUUCUUUUGUUCUCAAGGAUGAUCUAGGAUAUGUCUGCCGGGUAUGUGGCAUUAUAGAAAGGGGAAUUGAAACGAUAUUCGACUUCCAGUGGAUAAAGGGCACAAAGACCACAAGGACUUACUUCUAUGAAUCUCAGAAUUCCAAAGGUAGACAACAAACUGAGGUUUCCCCAUUUUCUGGAAUUGAAGUGUCUCAGGAAGAUCCAACUGUGGCAGAACUAUCUGUGCAUCCAAGGCAUAGGCAGCAAAUGAAACCCCAUCAAAUUGAGGGUUUCAAUUUCUUGCAGAGGAACUUAAUGACAGACAAACCAGGAGGUUGCAUCCUUGCACAUGCUCCUGGAUCUGGAAAGACUUUCAUGAUAAUAAGCUUUAUGCAAAGUUUCCUGGCCAGGUAUCCUAAAGCCAGACCACUGGUUGUACUACCAAAAGGUAUCCUGGCUACAUGGAGGAAAGAGUUUCAAAGAUGGCAAGUGGAGGAUAUACCUUUAUAUGAUUUUUAUUCCUCAAAAGCAGAAAAUAGGCAUCAGCAGUUGGAAGUUUUGAAAACAUGGGUGGAUCAGAGUGGUAUCUUAUUUCUGGGUUACAAGCAGUUUGCGAACAUUGUAUGUGGCAGUGCAACAAGCAAAACUGCAGCUGCUUGUCAUGACAUGUUGCUGAAAGUUCCUUCAAUUCUUAUAUUGGACGAAGGUCAUACACCAAGGAAUGAAGACACUGAUGUGUUACACUCACUUGCCAAGGUGCAAACGCCAAGAAAAGUGGUUCUUUCUGGCACCUUAUUUCAAAAUCAUGUGAAGGAGGUCUUCAAUAUUUUGAACCUUGUUCGCCCCAAGUUCUUAAAGUUGGAAUCUUCUCGUCUCAUCGUAAAGCGUGUUCUUAGUAGGGUUCACAUAUCAAGUGGAAAGAAGUUCUUUAAAAAUGGUUUGGAAUCCGCAUUCUAUGAGUUAGUUGAAGCCACUCUACAAAAUGAUGAAGAUUUCAAAAGGAAGGUGACAGUCAUACAAGACCUCCGUGAGAUGACAAAUAAUGUUCUUCAUUACUACAAGGGAGAUUUCUUGGAGGAACUGCCAGGUCUUGUUAACUUCACUGUGAUUUUAAAUCUGACAAGCAAACAGAAGAAUGCAGUAGAAAAAUUGAAGAAUUUGGAAAAAUUCAAGAGAUGUUCUUUGGGGAGUGCCAUUUAUAUGCACCCACGGUUGAAAGAGUUUUCAGAGACGGCAUCAGCUGGAGACAGAGGUGGCAACUUCAAUGAUGAAAAGAUUGAUGACUUGGUAGGGAAAAUGGAUGUGAAAGAUGGGGUCAAAAUGAGGUUUUUUCUUAAUCUUUUGGGCUUGUGUGAAUCUGCCAAUGAAAAGCUGCUUGUUUUCAGUCAGUAUCUCCUUCCACUGAAAUUCUUGGAGAGAUUGAUAGUGACCACAAAGGGUUGGAGCCCUGGGAAGGAAAUUUUUAUGAUCUCUGGUGACUCUACCCCUGAACAAAGGGAGUGGAACAUGGACCGUUUUAACAAAUCCCCUGAUGCCAAGGUUUUUUUUGGUUCAAUCAAGGCAUGCGGUGAGGGGAUUUCCCUUGUUGGGGCAUCUCGUGUUCUGAUUCUGGAUGUUCAUUUAAACCCAUCAGUCACCCGGCAAGCCAUUGGCCGUGCAUUCCGACCAGGCCAAGAGAGGAAGGUCUAUACAUACAGAUUGGUUGCUGCUGACUCUCCUGAGGAGCAAGACCAUCUCACAUGCUUCAGGAAAGAAUUAAUUGCAAAGAUGUGGUUUGAAUGGAGUGAAUGCUGUGGUCAUCAAGACUUUGAAAUGGAAUCAGUUGAUGUAAGGGAAUGUGGGGAUUUGUUCCUUGAAAGCCCUUUGUUGGGGAGAGAUGUAAAGGCCCUAUACAAAAGGUAG
This is a messenger RNA of Telopea speciosissima, 3420 nucleotides long. RefSeq names its product protein CHROMATIN REMODELING 35-like. The record is from RefSeq and is a predicted model, not a curated record. Bases 130 to 3420 code for a protein of 1096 amino acids. Gene Ontology annotation, molecular function: ATP binding; ATP-dependent chromatin remodeler activity. NCBI's taxonomy places the organism in Eukaryota, Viridiplantae, Streptophyta, Magnoliopsida, Proteales, Proteaceae. Gene Ontology annotation, biological process: gene silencing by siRNA-directed DNA methylation. The transcript has 5 exons.